GCGCGUAUCAACCGACCGACUCCAUCAUCAGCAUCCGACUCUGACAGCGGUCGAAGACAGCAUACCUAAUGUAACCGAGCCACGGCAGCAACGCAGAGUAAUUCAAAGCCCGGUCAACCAGGACUGCCGCUGCCGUCUGGUACCUAUAUUGUUUAUUGGGGCUGCCAUCUUACAAACCACCAAGCUGCAAAAUAUGUGUGUGCCCCCACUACCUGCAUUAGGUUGUGAUGACCCACACUACUUCCAAAUGUAUCUGUGACCCUCCCCAAUCCUGACUCCUAACCUCUAAUCCCUGACCUUUGACCUCCACUAUGGGCAGUGUUGGCAGUGGGGUGGCAGGAGAGCAGGAGUUUGCCAUGAAGUCCGUGGGCACGAGGACCACCCUGCCCCGAGCCCCUCCUCUCUCUCGCCGUUGCCCUGCCGACCGUAGCUGCAGCGCGGAGCGGUUGCCUCGCCCCCCAGCCACUAUAUCAGACGGGACGGCGUCUAGCGAUGAACGAGGGAGUGUUAGUAUCGGGACUGGGACCUGCACUGGAACUGACCGGCCCACUGAAACAGCCUCCUCCACCCACACUGAAUGUACAAUGACGGCCCCUUCCAACAACAACCAGUUGGACUGUGGCAAUGCAGCUGGCAGGAGGGAGAGGGAGUGGGAGAGAGAGAGGCAGCGUGAGAGGGGAAGAGACCGGGACCGGGACCGAGACUGGGACCGGGAGAGGCUAGAAAGGGAGCGCGAGAGAGAGAGGAACCGGGAGAGAGAACGGGAAAGAGUGGAGAGGGAGAGGCUGGAGCGGGAAAGGGAGCGAGAG
Melanotaenia boesemani (Boeseman's rainbowfish) is the source of this 809-nucleotide messenger RNA. Its product is annotated as serine/threonine-protein kinase prpf4B-like. The record is from RefSeq and is a predicted model, not a curated record. Lineage: Eukaryota; Metazoa; Chordata; Actinopteri; Atheriniformes; Melanotaeniidae. The transcript is spliced from 2 exons. The annotation marks the transcript as partial.